This is a messenger RNA of Xyrichtys novacula (pearly razorfish), 2702 nucleotides long. NCBI's taxonomy places the organism in Eukaryota, Metazoa, Chordata, Actinopteri, Labriformes, Labridae. The record is from the annotation of a GenBank genome assembly.
AUGGCACUGAUGCAUGCUGGUCUCUUAUUAUUGCUGUUUUGCUCUGCCCAUAGUAACCAGUUUAGGGGUGCACCUGGUCAUGGCCUGUUUGUGGAAGAUCCUGAAUUAGAGUGGGAAAGAAUGGAGACAGUAAUAGGGGAAGCUAAUACAGAAGCUCCAGAACCUGAUGCCAAAUUCUGGAGGAGCUCAUCUAGCUAUGGGUCUUCACAAACUGCCGCUAAGAAGGUUCCUGAGUAUGUGAUUGUUCCAGCCUCAAAGAUCCAGAAAGAGGCCUUCAAGCCAGAAAAGGGUGCUCGACCCCUCCCUAACUCAGUCAAGGAACUCUUACUUAGCAGUACAGCUACUGCCAAGGCAUCUGGAAAAGCAGCCAGACCAAAGAUGAUUGAAAUCCUGUGCCACGUUGACAGAAUGUAUGUAAGGAUCAGAAGAGAGAUUUUCAAGACCAAGGAUGCAUACAAGGAUUUGAAACUAGGUAGCUGUCCUGUUAACCAAGGUACCAAAGUACAUUACUUCUUUCUGUACCUUCUGAGUAGUGAUUGUGGAUUCAAAAAAGAGGUUGGUAAAAGUUUCUUGUUACUUUCUUAAUCAAAAACUAAGUCAUGACUAUGAAAACCCACUUGCUUAUUAAUUUUUUUUUUCUUCUUAGAGUAACACGGAUGAUGUAUCAAUUCGCAAUGUGCUCCACUACAAGCCAUCAACUCCAGUCAUCAGGGAGAUGCCAUUUGACAUUCCACUGCAGUGUAAAUUUCCAAGGUAAGAUUUAUUUGCUAAAUUGCAAAGACAAGCCUAGCAGUAUUUUGAAUCAUGUGACGUCUGUAACGUAAUAAAUGGGAGCGUUCACUCUUUUGAUAUUAUUAUAAUGCCAGCUCUCACCUGACCACUGCAGGUUUUUCCACUCCUAUAAAGUUGGCUUCUACCCCAAACUAAGGGGAGGCACAGUUUUCAAAGCUCUCCAACCAAAGAGCGAUUACACCCUCACUCCUCAAGAUGGUAUGUGCCUUUCACAUGAGCAAAUCUCCUGAUCAGUAUAAUCAUUCAGAGAUGAAUAGAUGUUUUUUGUUUGAUGCCUCUCUAAAUCUUUUUUUUUUAAAUGCAAAUUAUUGAAUAAAUACAGGACCAUAAGGUUUUGCGUUUCUUUAGAUCAUGACAGUAAAUGUUCCUUAAUUGGAAAGCUGACAAAGUAGAUAUAAAUACCUCGGAAUUGUGCUUCAAAUUUUCCGUAACCUUGAAAUUGUGUGACAUGGUGGAAAAUGUUAGUCAGCGGGUUAAUUGGUUUAUCUUUGUUCAAAGUGCUGUUCUACAUUGGAGGGAAAUUAAGGACAUUUAACUUUUUUGGGGAGGGAUAACAGACUUGGGUCUGAUUACAACUUGAAGCCAAAUGUGCAACUGUUGCUGACUUCAACUUUUUUUUUUUUUUUUUUUUUUAAAUAGACAAAAUUUAAUCUUGCCAAAACCAUUUUAUAUACACAAUAAUCAGGCACAGAACAAUGACAUCUGAAUUCAACAUUUAUUUGAGCAAGACAGAAACUUAAGCACAAUUUUUCACACAUAAUUUAUGGACAUGUACAAGAGCUUAACCUGCAUCAAACUGUGGCUUGAUCAACUGAUCUCUCAUUCUUGCAGCAUCAGGAAAUGAAAUCACUGGCGCUAAAACCUACACCUUGGGCCAGCCAAUGUACUUUGAGGCCAAGAAACCAAGUGGCAGAGAAAAAUCUGGAGAUCAGAGGAUAUAUGUCAAGAAGUGCUUCAUGACAGCUGCCAAAGACCCCAACUCUUCCCCUAAAUAUACAGUCAUUGACAACCAAGGGUAAGAAAUUUUUGUUUCAGGAUAUAGUUAUGUCACUUUAUUAUGAAACGUUAACUAAUUUUUUUUCUCUGUAAAUGCAGCUGUAUGAUUGACAGCAAGCUUACAGACCAAUCAAAGUUCCUCACUGGUAACUCUAAGACCAUGCAGAAAUUCAGUAUAGGAGCCCUGGUUUUCAAGGACUCCGUUUCCUCCUCCUCGUCAUCACAGGUAUUUGCAAAAAUGGCACAUAGAUUUAUUCAAUCAAAUUCAAAGGUUUUAAACACUUAAAACUGUCUUUCAGCAACUCUACAUGCACUGUGAGAUCUCUAUGGGAAAACUUACUCCAACCACGAGUUCAAAGGCUUGCAGUUAUGACGCAACAUCUAAAAAGUGAGUUAUCUUUUUAAAUGAGGUUAAAUAAGAACAAGGACAUUUUGCUUUUAAAGCAAAAACUGCUUUAUUGGUUUGCAAAAAGCUGACAAACUUUAGAAGAGUUAAAAGUGAAGCUAUUGGGCAUAUUGAUGUGUUCCAGUUUGGAUAUCAAUCAUGAUGAAACCUGUCAUUGCUUUAGGUGGAAGGAGCUAUAUGGUGAAGACUCCAUAUGCACCUGCUGUGAAUCCACUUGCUCUGCAACAUCCCCUAAAGGCAAGUUUGCACAUUAUGGACUUUGGUUUAAGUUGGAAAAAAUGAAGCAUGUAAAGGCAUAAAACGACAAACUACUUAAGCUAAGAUUUUUGAUUUCUCAACAGCUUCAAGGAAUCUUGUUUCCAGUCACUCUUGGAAGGUUGACCUGAGCAGUAAGGACAAAGACAUAGAAUUUGAACCACUUAUGAAAAUGGCUGACUCGUUCGACCUGGAGGAUCCUGAGAUGGAAGAGCAUAAGGACUUCCUCAACUACUGGGAUAAUGAUUAUUAG